AUGAACUCAAGGAGAGGGAAGAGGGUAACCUGUAAGGAAACGGAGAAUAAUGGAUUAUUUCAUCGAUCCAACAGUACCAGCGAAACAGUGAGAGCAACAAAUUCGGAUUUAAAUACACCAGAACAACCGAAAGCAGAUUUAGCUUCUAUCGAAGUCGAAACAGUUUCAAUAGACGAGAAGAACGAGCAAAAAGCUAGGCCACCCCAUACGAGACGUUUAUCGCAAGAUUAUUUGUCAAGAAAACAUUUCAUUGAACUCGCAGCCGAUAAAAUUGAACGUUCUCAACAACAAUUGUUGGUACUAAAACACAAAGACCCUGCAGAGGAAGUAUAUCCAUCUUUACGUUUAUCUAGUGAGCUAAGCAUGGAUAUAUAUACAACGGGUGAUAUGAUUGAGGACAUGAACGAGGAGGAAUUAGAAUACAACAUCAGAAUUAGUCAAACAAUCCAAACAACUUGGUCUGAACACGACCCGGAAUUAAAGACACAUCAAGAUUGCGACAACCUAUGUAGGGAGAGGAUAAAUGAAAGCAAUCUUUCGUACGACGAACAUACAAUGGAGAGCCGUAAAGCUGCGAUCAUGCGAAAAUUUGAGCGAACAAAAAUGAAGUGGGGAGAGAGGGCGGACGACGAACUUCAAUUUCUAUCUUUACCUCAAAAUUGCUUGGGUGUAGCUUUACCCUACCGUUAUAUUGAGGAUUUAAUUGCAAAAAGAAAGAUUGAAAUUCGAUUGUUGGAACAAGAAUUGGAAAAGAGAGCGGAUAAUAGGGAGUACGUUCCACAUACAGAUGCAUCCUAUCCAUAA
Botrytis byssoidea is the source of this 804-nucleotide messenger RNA. RefSeq lists its product as uncharacterized. The coding region runs from base 1 to 804 and encodes 267 amino acids. The record is from RefSeq and is a predicted model, not a curated record. Lineage: Eukaryota; Fungi; Ascomycota; Leotiomycetes; Helotiales; Sclerotiniaceae. The transcript has a single exon.